This is a messenger RNA of Paramormyrops kingsleyae, 3458 nucleotides long. RefSeq names its product phosphoethanolamine methyltransferase (gene pmt). The record is from RefSeq and is a predicted model, not a curated record. NCBI's taxonomy places the organism in Eukaryota, Metazoa, Chordata, Actinopteri, Osteoglossiformes, Mormyridae.
AAUUAGGUGAUAUGAUAUCAUUCUCAAGGAUACAAAACUCAUUUAAUCAUUUAAACCUUCAAUAUUAAUGCUGCUUCCUUAAUAAGUAUGAUUAGCAUUUUGACAAUUAGUUUUUUUUCCAUAAAGAAGAAUAAACUCUUCCUCAAGAGUGCCUCUCUAAAUAAUGCUUAAUUAGAGAUCACAGUAAUAUCUCAACGGAAUAUAGAAAACAACAUGUGGAAGUGAUGACACAUGCAGUCUAAAGGUCGUUUAUGCAACAGUAGUAGCUGCUAGAACGGCGUAACCGGUCAUCCAGGCCAUAAACAUCUACCCUCUGUCUAAGUUCUUUUCCAGAAGUGUUGUUCUUUUAGGCAUUUUUUGCUAUCUUUAUUGAAAGUUUGAUCAUUGGUUACAAAGAUUACAGGCAGUUAGCCUGAAGACUUUUAUUUUGUUCUAAUUCAGUUGAUUUUUUUUAAUCCCCUCUAUUGAAAACAUUCAUAUUGUGUCCAUGGAUAAAGAUUCUGCACGGCGCGAUAUGACGGAGUUCUGGUUGGAGCACUCUCAGGAAGCCACCAUGCAGGAAAUGAUGCUGGACUCCAGUGCCGAGCAACUUAGUCAGCUGGAGCUGCCUGAGAUCCUGUCACUUCUCCCUAAUAUAGAGGGCACCAACAUACUUGAGCUGGGAGCUGGAAUCGGGAGGUACACGCAGCACUUUGUGAAGAAAGCUCACCAUGUAAUUGCAGUGGACUUCAUGAAGAAAUUUGUGGAAAAGAAUAAGCAAGAAAACAGUAAACAUGGCAACGCUGAGUUCAUUCAUUCUGAUGUCACUCAGUUGAAACUUCCUAAAAACAGUUUCGAUUUGAUCUUCUCUAAUUGGCUGAUGAUGUACCUGACUGAGGAGGAGCUUCUGUCUCUAACUGAAAGCAUGUUGAGCUGGCUUCAGCCAGGAGGGUACCUCUUUUUUAGGGAGUCCUGCUUCCACCAGUCAGGAGAUCGCAGGAGAGAUUUUAAUCCCACUCAGUACCGUACACCUGCCCAUUACAACCACUUGAUGACUUCAGCUAUUUGGCAGGAGACGGAAACAAAGCAAACAUUUGGUUUUGAUAUCGUCAUGUCAAAGGCAGUCCAGACCUAUAUCCAGGUGAAAAAAAAUCAGAAUCAGGUUUCUUGGCUAUUGCAGAAGGUCCCACGUAAUAUAUCCGGCCAUCAGGGAUACAGCACUUUCCAGCAGUUCCUGGACAACCAACAGUACACACAGCGUGGCAUCUUGAGAUAUGAGAUGAUCUUUGGAUCUGGAUAUGUCAGCACAGGAGGGCUGAGCACCACCAAGGAAUUUGUUGACCUCCUGAAUUUAUCAUCUGGCCAAAAAGUUCUUGAUGUAGGAUGCGGAAUAGGGGGUGGGGAUUUCUACAUGGCAAAGACAUUUGGUGUGGAAGUUCUUGGCAUGGAUUUGUCAUCAAAUAUGAUAGAAAUUGCAAUGGAGAGAGCCAUUAAGGAGAAUGUACCCUUGGUGCAAUUUGAGCUUGGAGAUGCCACCAAGAGAAGCUUCCCUGAAAGUUCAUUUGAUGCUAUUUAUAGCAGGGAUACAAUCCUUCAUAUUUCUGAUAAGUUGGACCUUUUCAAGCAUUUUUAUUUGUGGUUAAAGCCUGGAGGAAAGGUACUAAUUACUGACUACUGCUGUGGAGAGAAGCCAUGGUCACCUGAAUUUCAGGAGUAUGUCAGACAAAGGGGCUACCUCCUUCUCACUCCAGAAAAAUAUGGACAGAUGAUUGAGCAAGCAGGGUUCAUUCGAGUGCGUGUGGAGGACAGGACCAGCCAGUUCAUUCAGGUGAUCAAGAAGGAACUGAAAAGAGCAGAGGACAUCAAGGAAGAGUUUAUAGAGGAGUUUUCUGAAGAGGACUACAACACCAUAACAAGUGGCUGGAGAGAGAAGAUUCAGCGUUGUGAGAGAGGAGAUCAACGCUGGGGUCUUUUCUAUGCUGAACGAAAUGGAGAGAGUUGAAAUCAGAUGAUUCAAAUAUUAAUAAUUUCAUUUCAUUAAUAUAUAGUUGCAAAUUAAAAUGACCAGUAAAAUGUGUUGAAAUGUGUGAAAAUUGAAUUUAUGUUUAGUAGGAAAAUUAACAAAUGAUCAUUUCUCAAGGCAUUUGUAAUUUAACACUAAUAUGUAGCAUUUAGUACAGUGUUCUGUUAUUUUUCCUCAUACAACACAAAAUACAUUAUUUUACCUUUAGUGUUAUUAAUCAGAUCUUUGAUCAUAUUGGUUAAUUUGCUUUCACAUAUACAUAAAUAAAAUGGCUAAAUAAAGCAAAACAUUUAAUAGUAAAAAUAUUUUGAUGAAAUUGUAUAACAGUUAACUACUGUCUUUGGCGAAACAAUAUCUAAAAUGUUUAGAUUUCUUUUAUGGGUUUCAAAGAAAUUUACUGGUGUUUUUUGCAAAAAAUUACAAAAACGUCUUUACUGACUGUUUAUGUUUUUUUCUAUUCACGAUUUUAAUAUGACAGAAAGUAUUAAUUUAUAGCAUCAUUCAUUGAUUGUAAACUUGAGAUUUGCAUUUUGCAUCAGUUUUCACGGUAUUAUCACUAAGUUUAAAGUGGAAUUGUUGUUAAUCAGAUUUAAUCAGAUUAAAGAUUUGUUAUAGUUAGGGUGAUCACCUAGUCCAUGUCAGGGGGGAUACUAUGAGCUAGGACAGGGUUUGUAAACUAUUAUUUCAAUUAAAAAGACCUUGGUUUUACUUUAGCACCGAGUUAUUGCUGUAUGCUGAUUGGUCAGUCUCCUAUAAUUAGGCAUGUAUCACUGCUGUUAACAUGAAAUAACCGGAUGAGUCUUUUAGUCAAAGAAACAAACCAGUUGCCCCACACGAAAUUUUGAACGAAUUAGCCAAGCACAAGGUUUUUUCGGUUUUAAGUAGUCUAUAAAACCUGAAGUAACUCAUAGUGUCCGCCUGAAAUGGAUUAGGUGGUGGCCCUAAGCUACAAUGAGGUUUUCUGCCUAGUUCACCAAUAAAAAUUAUUGCUAAUAUUAAUAGUAAUUAAGGGUGACGUGCAGACUCAAUGUGAAAGAUUUGUAAGAGGAAUGUUAAAACUUAGGUCCAUGCAGGUUUCCAGUGAAAAUCAAACGCAUUAUUGUAUUUAAAAUAGUAAACUAGCGUUACUAAAUGUUUAAUUGCAAAUAUUUACACUUAUUCUCUGACUAAUUUCAAAAUGCAUUCCUGAAUUUGAAACAUCUAAUUAAUAUACAGUACGCUGUUUACAAUUACAGGGCUACAGGGUACGAAAUCUCAUAGUAGCUUUCGAAGGAGCUUUAUUUUCUGGUGAGUGCCACGACUUCAGAAGUCCACAUGCACGCGCAUAUAUAUAAGUGCGUGGCAUCGCGGUCAAUAUCUUAGUUACUUAGUAACUGAGUUUAUUGCGUAAAACAUUCUACUGCUAUGAGCGAAGAAAGACAUAACAAUCACAUAUUUAUACAUUUGUUUUUUUUGU